GGAGGAAUGCUUUUUGCGUUACGGUAGAAGCAAAACCACAUAGAUGUAGUAUUUUUACCCCGAACACUUUCAAGUUUAUUAUCUGAAAAGUUUCACAACUAGAAAAAUAUGGUUAUAACGGUACCGUCUUUAGAUGAUGGGAGCGGAAGCAAUAGUAUAAAUUCCACUUCUUUCCUCCCGAUGACUCAAGAACAGAAAGAUUGGUUGUUAGCUAUUGUUGACUGUGAUCAACCGAAAAUGACAAGAAUGCUUAAUCAACACCCUGAAUUAGCCGUAUGGAAGACUAGUAUCAACGGGUAUACUGCACUACAUUAUGCAGCUAAAUAUGGAGAUUGUGCUGCUAUCCGAUUGUUACUUGGAAAUUAUCAUGUUCAAGUUGAUGCUCAGACAUGUGAGGGUAUGACUCCUUUACAUUUGGCCGCUGCCAACGGGAAUGAAGAUGUUAUAAUCUUAUUAACUUCCGUGUACAAAGCUAGAACUGAUAUACGAGAUUUUUGUGGACGGUUACCAAGCGCUUAUCUACCCAAAGAAAAGGAGGCAUUAGCAAAUCUAUAUUUGUUAGUGAGCCAACCAGAAACAAAUCGAUUGUCCUCUGAUCCUGUUUCAAACGAAGAUAAUAGUAAUAAUGAAUGUAGUAGUGAUUGUGGGUUAGUGAAUAAUCUCAAUGCUCUACCUCCUACACCAAUUAAUUCUCAUUUCCCAUGGAGUCAAAAUAAUCAGAACUUCACAGAAGAAUUGCGUCGACAAUCAUCACUUUCACGAGGUCUAGGUUCAGUUCGUAGCGGGAGACGUGAUUCUUCAAGAGAUAGGCAUAAAAUGUACAAAACCCUACCACCUGGAGUAGUCAAUAAAAUAAUGUGCUUUCCAAUGGUAGAUUUGAAAUUCGUAAAUACGGGUUCCAGAAUUCCUACAGUCAAGCUAAAAUUUGAUGAUCCCAGAAGAUUUUUCGAUUCAAAUUUCCGGUAUGAUGACGUAAAACUCAUCCAAAAUGUAUACACACAUAUUCGUCAGAGACGUAAAAGAGCUUCAUUUUAUUAUAAUCCAUGUAAUCCUGAGAGUACUAAAUCAUCAGAACCAAAUGUAAAAGAUAAUACUGGCCGCUUGGGACCAUCAAAUUUGCGUUCAACUGUUGGUCGUCAAUUAAAGCGUCACAUACAUAAUACUCGUAUCGCGACGUCGGCGACGCAAAACAAUGAACUUGUAAACAAUAAUAAUAAUGAUGACGAUGAAUUUACUGAUCCACCAACUCCAACAAAUGAACCGAAUGAUGAUGAAGAGAAACAAUAGUACAAAUAAAUAUUUUCCGCCUUCUUUUUUAACUUUGAAUCCAAAUUGCUUUGACUUUUUUCCCCUAGUAAGUAACUUUUGUAUCAAACUAAUAAUAUAUUCAUCUAUUUGCUUUCUUUUUUAAAAUAACUUUUUUUUCAGAAAACAAGAUAUAUAUUCAUAAUAUAUUUUGUGCCAAAAUUUUAAUCUGGGAUUUAAUAAAUGAUUGGU
Molecule: messenger RNA, 1497 nt
Organism: Schistosoma rodhaini
Lineage: Eukaryota; Metazoa; Platyhelminthes; Trematoda; Strigeidida; Schistosomatidae
Source: the annotation of a GenBank genome assembly